GCAACCGAGAUGACGUAAUUGGUCGUAACAUUCAGUUUUUUUGUGCGCGCUGCCAGUGCCAGAGCAGUGCGAUAUAGUUCAGUCAAACCAACACCUGGUACAAACCGUAUUUGUCACAGUGUACGGGACAUAUUUGUAAAUCAAGAAGCAGAAUUUUAAGAUGGCAGCCUCCGAAGAUAUUCAGGUCAAGGAACUUGACAAGCGAGCCUCUGGCCAAGCCUUUGAGGUUAUUCUUGGUGAUCCUACCCCGGACAGUAAGGGUGACUUCCCCUUGGCCCCUCCAAAGAAAAAGGAUGUCUCAUUGGAGGAAAUUCAGAGGAAGCUGGAUGCUGCAGAAGAAAGACGCAAGAACCAUGAAGCUGAGGUUUUGAAGCAUUUAGCAGAAAAACGCGAGCAUGAAAAAGAAGUUCUGCAGAAAGCUAUGGAAGAGAACAACAAUUUCAGCAAGAUGGCUGAGGAGAAACUCAACCAAAAAAUGGAAGCCAACAAAGGGAAACGUACAGCAAUAAUGGCGGCAAUGAAUGAAAAAUUCAAGGAGAAAGAUAAAAAAUUGGAGGAGGUGCGAAAAAAUAAAGAAACCAAUCAAACCAACGCAGACGAAGAAACUUCAGAAGACUGAAAUACAUCAGAAGACUGAAUUACAUAAUGUGAAUGCAAUGUCAUUUUCUAUUCUUUGUCGACUUUUUUUAGCUGUGGUUGUUAAUGUUAACCAGUAUACCCGUGUUCACUUCCCACAUGAAGUAAGAAAAUAUUUGUUUUUAUUUUAUUGGAUAGAUUUUUUAAUUCUUAACCCAGAAACGUUCUUGUGCUUAUUUUGUGUGGCUACCAACCUCAACACCGUUAGUUGUGAAAUGUAUCCGGAUCAUCCCAGAAUUGGAGGAUAUUUUACGUCCCACCCAUCAAAUUUUAAAUAAUCCACAUAUACAAUGCAAAAUAAAGCAAUUUAAGUACCGUACAUGAGUAAAUUUACUUGUGCGGAGACCAAAUAAAUAAAUAAACAUAAAAAAUAUAUACUGUAUAGAAAAGUUUUUAAAACUGUACCAAAUAAGUCUGGAGCAACCCCGAGAAUCCUAUUUUUUCUUGUCCCACCUCCCCCAAUGAUCAAAUCAAACAUGAAGUUCAAAUUUCGUUGUUGUUGUUUUUUUUUUAACCCUUAGCACAGUGGCUGGCUCGUCGUGUUAUCAGGCUACGGGGUGCAUGAAAGGGUUAAUAUGAUCUAUUUCUUUGUUGUCUCUUAUCAUUGUGGAACCAAUUUUUUAAAAAAUAAAUGAAUAUUUUAAAUAGUAAUGGUUAUUCAUGGAACAUGUCUCCAAACGUGCACGCAACCCUGUUAGCAUAAACCUUUUAGCAUGGUAGAAGAAGAGGAAAGCAGUGAAUCACAUGAUAUACUCGCACUCAUGCAACUCUGUUAUGCAUAUGAUCAGAAUCUCAAAU
Hippocampus zosterae (dwarf seahorse) is the source of this 1434-nucleotide messenger RNA. RefSeq names its product stathmin 1a (gene stmn1a). Gene Ontology annotation, biological process: regulation of microtubule polymerization or depolymerization; neuron projection development; microtubule depolymerization. The transcript has 5 exons. The record is from RefSeq and is a predicted model, not a curated record. The coding region runs from base 161 to 619 and encodes 152 amino acids. Lineage: Eukaryota; Metazoa; Chordata; Actinopteri; Syngnathiformes; Syngnathidae. Gene Ontology annotation, cellular component: neuron projection; cytoplasm. Gene Ontology annotation, molecular function: tubulin binding.